AUGCCUCCUAUAAGACGAAGCAAUUUAGGUAGAAGAACCAGAAAUGCUACAAACCAAGCUAAUUACCGAUCUAAUCGUACUGCACAAGAACGUGACGACGGAAAUGAACGUGAAAGAAUUCGGAUAUCACAAACGCGUGAAGCGCGAGCGCGACAUUCAACUAAUAAUCGCGCAAGUUUGAAUCGAGCUGCUUUCAGUUACGAUGUGUCAAUUGACUACAGUAACUACCAAUGUGUUGUUAUUGGUUCUAUGAACUCGGUUUGCUCACACUGUAAGGCAUUAAAAUACAAAAACGAAGCCAAUGGAUUGUGUUGCGCAAAUGGUAAAGUGAAAUUGAUACCAUUGGAUCCACCACCAGAACCAUUGUACUCAUUGGUUUCAAGAAUAGGAACAGAUUCUAUACACUUUUUGACACAUAUCCAACAAUAUAACAAUUGCUUUCAAAUGACUUCAUUUGGGGCAACAAAUGUAGUUCGGGAAAAUUUUAUGCCAACUUUCAAGAUACAAGGGCAAAUAUAUCACAGAGCAGGUUCACUGUUACCAGUGUCAGAUAGCGACAACAAAUUCCUGCAAAUUUAUUUUAUGGGCAAUUCACCACAAGAAAUUGAUCUGCGUUGUGCACAUAACAAUUUAGUAAAGAGGUCUAUUGUAGAACAAUUACAGACUUUAUUUCAUCAACACAAUCAAUUGAUUAUAUUGUUUAAAACUGCCCUGGAUCUGAUGCCAUCCGAUAAUCACAAAAUUGUAAUCAGAGCUGAUAAAACACCUGCAGGUCAACAUACAAGACGUUUUAAUGCACCUACUAUUUAUGAAGUUGCUAUCGUUGUAGUUGGAGAAAACUUGGAAUCCCGUGAUAUUGUUUUACAUCGUCGGAAUGAUCAAUUACAACGUGAAGAUGGCUACGAUUUCUCAAUAAAAAUGAUAAAUCCCAUUACAGGUUCUGAAACCAACAAAAAAGUCAGUUCAAUGAACUAUUAUUCAUACCGCCUAAUGAUUCGGGAAAAUGAAGAUAAUCACAUAUUGAAAUGUCGGCGAUUAUAUCACAAAUAUGUUGUUGAGAUGUAUGUUAAAAUUGAAACGGAGAGAUUAACAUUCAUCAGGUUGAAUCAAACCAAACUCCGAUCUGAAGAGUAUAUUCACCUUCGAGAUGCGAUUAAUACUGAUGGAAAUGCACAGGAUGUCGGUCGGAUGACUAUUCUUCCAGCAACAUACAUCGGAAGCCCUCGGCAUAUGCACGAAUAUGCUCAAGAUGCCAUGUCGUAUGUUCGUCAUUAUGGUACAGCAGAUUUGUUCAUCACAUUUACAUGCAAUCCGCAAUGGAUAGAAAUCAAGCAGGAGUUAUUCUCUGGGCAAUCACCCAUUGAUCGUCAUGAUAUUACAGCCAGAGUCUUUAGACAAAAGUUGAAAUCUUUAAUGGAUUUCAUCGUAAAACAUAAUGUGUUUGGUGAGACACGCUGCUGGAUGUAUUCUGUGGAGUGGCAGAAACGAGGAUUGCCACAUGCACACAUUUUGAUUUGGUUGGUUGAAAAGAUAAGGCCAAAUGAAGUUGAUGCAGUGAUAUCAGCUGAAAUCCCUAAUGUACAAGUAGAUCCUGGAUUGCAUGAGGUAGUUAUCAAAAACAUGAUACAUGGUCCCUGUGGAACUCUUAAUCAAAAUUCACCGUGUAUGAUGGAUGGUAAAUGUUCAAAACGAUAUCCACGGACGUUAAUAUCGGAAACAAUUACUGGUAAUGACGGUUGUCCAUUGUAUCGUCGCAGAUCGACAGCAGACAAUGGAAAAUCAACAAUUGUCAAAUUAAAUCAACAAGAUAUUGAAUUAGAUAAUCGUUGGAUUGUUCCAUAUUCACCCAUUUUAUCAAAGACAUUCAAAGCACACAUCAACGUUGAAUCUUGCCAUUCAGUGAAAUCUAUUAAAUACAUUUUCAAAUAUGUAACCAAAGGGAGUGAUAUGGCUGUGAUUGGAAUUGGUGCAGAGAAUUCCAAUGAUGAAGUUACCCAAUACCAAAUGGGCCGCUAUGUCAGUAGUAAUGAAGCAGUUUGGCGAAUAUUUUCUUUUCCUAUUCAUGAGAGACACCCUUCUGUUGUUCACUUAGCUGUGCAUUUAGAAAAUGGACAAAGAGUGUAUUUUACAGCAGAGAACGCAGUACAAAGAGCUGCUCAGCCACCAUCUACUACAUUAACCAGUUUUUUUGAGACAUGCCAAAACGAUGAUUUCGGACAAACAUUGCUAUAUUCUGAAAUGCCAAAAUAUUAUACCUGGAAUCAAUCCUCAAGGAGAUUUAUACGACGGAAACAAGGAAAACCAGUUCCAGGAUAUACAGAUGUAUAUUCCACCGAUGCGAUUGGUCGGAUUUAUUCAGUACAUCCAAGCAAUGAUGAAUGUUUUUAUUUACGACUGCUAUUAGUCAAUGUACGUGGCCCAACAUCAUUCCAACAGUUACGAACUGUUGAUGGUGAAUUGUGUGGAUCCUACAGAGAAGACUGUCAACGUUUGCAAUUGCUUGAAAAUGACGCUCAUUGGGAUCAAACUCUCAAUGAUGCUAAUAGAAUGGGAAAUCCAAAUAUACAAAUCAGUGAAGAAAUUUACAAUGAAGCAUUGAUUUCAAUUGAGGACAUGUGCUUGAUAAUGUCAAACAAACUAUUAAUUCAAUUAGGCCUGACCGCGCCCAAUCGUCCAAUGCAUGACGCUUUUAACCAAGAGUUGCAUCGAGAAAGACUGUAUGAUCUCAACGCUUUGAAAGAAUUAAUUCAAACAAAUCUUCCACUGUUAAAUGAACAACAGAAGUAUGUAUUUGAAACUCUUAUGAAAGUAACAAAUGAUGAAACUGGAGGGAUUUACUUCUUAGAUGCACCUGGUGGUAAAGGAAAAACUUUUUUGAUUUCAUUAAUAUUAGCAACAAUUCGCUCACAAAAUAAAAUUGCACUUGCACUCGCUUCGUCGGGAAUCGCAGCAACUUUGCUUGAAGGUGGUCGAACAGCCCAUUCAGCACUAAAAUUGCCAUUAAAUAUGCAAAGCAAUGAAAUUCCAACCUGCAACGUUUCGAAGAACUCUGCAAUGGCAAAGGUUUUGCAGCAAUGUAAAUUGAUUGUUUGGGAUGAAUGCACGAUGGCACAUAAAAAAUCUUUGGAGGCUUUAGACAGAACCUUAAAAGAUCUACGGAGCAAUAAUAACCGAUUUGGUGGUGCAAUGAUUUUAUUAGCAGGAGAUUUUCGUCAAACAUUGCCAGUGAUUCCACGAUCAACGCCAGCUGAUGAACUCAAUGCAUGUCUAAAGUCCUCCAGUUUGUGGAAACAUGUCAAAGUACUUCAUUUAAGCAAGAAUAUGCGUGUCGAGUUGCAAAAUGACCAAUCUGGAAACAUAUUCUCUAAACAACUCAUUGAAAUUGGUAAUGGCAAAUUUCCUAUAGACAUGUUGACUGGCUGCAUUAACUUUCCUCAAAGUUUUUGUCAGUUAACUCGAUCAAAAGAUGAACUUAUUCAGAAGGUGUUUCCAGAUGUUUCUCAAAAUUACAGAAACCAUGAUUGGUUGAGCGAACGAGCUAUACUGGCUGCAAAAAACAUAGAUGUAAAUGAAUUAAAUUUCAAAAUUCAAGAACAAAUUACAGGCGAAUUGAGGAUAUAUAAAUCAGUUGAUUCGGCUACUAAUCAAGAUGAUGUAGUCAACUAUCCACCGGAAUUUUUAAACUCGCUGGAUUUGCCAGGAUUGCCACCUCACAAUCUUCAAUUAAAGGUUGGAUCGGUGGUUAUAAUGUUGCGAAAUAUCAACCAACCGCGUCUUUGCAACGGUACACGAAAAGUAUAA
Messenger RNA from Rhopalosiphum maidis (corn leaf aphid), 3801 nucleotides. RefSeq lists its product as uncharacterized. The record is from RefSeq and is a predicted model, not a curated record. The transcript is spliced from 6 exons. Gene Ontology annotation, biological process: DNA repair; telomere maintenance. Gene Ontology annotation, molecular function: DNA helicase activity. NCBI's taxonomy places the organism in Eukaryota, Metazoa, Arthropoda, Insecta, Hemiptera, Aphididae. The coding region runs from base 1 to 3801 and encodes 1266 amino acids.